Williopsis jadinii is the source of this 1601-nucleotide messenger RNA. It is a transcript of the gene ZPR1, whose product is annotated as zinc finger-containing protein ZPR1. The record is from RefSeq and is a predicted model, not a curated record. Gene Ontology annotation, molecular function: zinc ion binding. Lineage: Eukaryota; Fungi; Ascomycota; Saccharomycetes; Phaffomycetales; Wickerhamomycetaceae. Gene Ontology annotation, cellular component: nucleus; cytoplasm. The transcript has a single exon. The coding region runs from base 45 to 1529 and encodes 494 amino acids.
GAGGGAGCUUAUAAAGAUAGGAAUCUGCUCUUAUCAGCCCAUUGAUGGACGAAUUUAUCAAUAAGAAGCCAAAACUAGAUAUGAGCACAGAACAAACUACCGACACCGCUGCUAAACAGGAAGAAUUCUUCCAACCAGUGGGACAAGCUGCUGAGGAAGUUUCCAAAGAGACGGAUUUCAAUGAAGAAGGCAUUCGUCAAACCGGUGCUGAGGAUGCUGAAGGUCACCCAGUGCAAGAGAUCAAGUCUCUUUGUAUGAACUGUCAUAAGGAUGGUGUCACCAGAAUGCUUUUGACGAAGAUUCCAUAUUUCCAGGAGGUGAUUCUGAUGUCAUUCGAGUGUCCUCAUUGUGGGUUCAAGAAUUCGGAGUUGCAACCAGCAGGUGCUAUUCAACCAAAGGGCGCUAAAUAUGUUCUUAAGAUCGAAGAGAAGAAUGAUUUCAACAGACAGGUUAUCAAGCAGGAGACUGCCACCUGUAAAUUUGUGGAACUAGACAUUGAAAUUCCACCAAAGAGAGGUCAAUUGACAAACGUUGAAGGAUUACUGGUUGAGAUGAUUGAUGACUUGAAAGCAGACCAACCUUCGAGAUUGGAACAGAACAAAGAGAUCCAUGAUAAGAUUGAACAAUUCAUUAAGAAGGUUCAAAGCACUUUGAAUGCUGAGGAAGGAACACUUCCCCUAACGUUUGAACUCGAUGACCCUGCUGGAAACUCCUGGAUUGAAUUUAUUCCAAAUGAGCCGGCACACAAGUGGUCGCAUGUUGAGUACACGAGAACGGAUGAGCAGAACGUUCAGGUUGGUAUCAUUACUGAGGACCAAUUGGCUCAAAUUCGUCAAAAGAGAGCUGCAGAACUAGCUGACAAGACUAGAAACCCAACUGCCUCUGGGUUCAUCUCUGAUGCAACCGACAUAGAGAACUUCGAGAAUGAGGUUCAAAACUUUGCGGCUACCUGUCCAACAUGUUAUUCACCAUGUGUCACACAUAUGAAACAGGUGAAUAUCCCACAUUUCAAGGAUGUUAUUCUAAUGAGUACCACGUGCGAUAAAUGUGGAUACAAGUCCAAUGAAGUUAAAACGGGAGGUGCAAUCCCUGAAAAGGGUCGUCGUAUCUCUCUUAAGGUUGACGAUCCAGAAGAUUUGGCUAGAGAUAUAUUGAAAUCGGAAACUUGUGGUCUGACAGUUCCAGAAUUGCAUUUGGAUCUUACUCCAGGUACGCUAGGUGGCCGUUUCACUACUAUCGAGGGUCUUUUGAGACAAGUGUACGAUGAAUUGCAUUCCAAGGUGUUCUCACAGACAUCUGAUUCCAUGGAUGCAGCAGCCAAGGAGCAGUGGAACUCCUUCUUCACCAAGUUGCAAGACGCUAUUGACGGAAAGAUCAAAUUCACCGUCCACAUGGAAGAUCCAUUGGCAAGUUCAUACAUUCAAAACGUUUACGCCCCAGAUGAUGAUCCAAACAUGACCAUUGAAGACUACGAUAGAACAUUCGAGGAGAAUGAAUCUCUUGGUCUGAACGAUAUGAAGGUUGAUUAAUCACCGUGAAAUUUUCUCUAUAACACACAACUUUUCUUUAAUCUAGACACACGCCAUGAAUUCACCAAAUAA